AUGGAGUCGAGCGUCGCGAAACAGCUGGUGGACAAGAUGUACGAGAAGCGGAAGGCGGCAGCGCUUGAGCUCGAAAAGCAGAUUCGCGAGUGUCAGCAGCAGGGAGACCAGCGUCGCAUCAGCCAAAUUGUAGACCAGCUCGUGGACAUGUUCAGCAACUCUACUAAUCCCCUGCACGUCCGGAACGGCGGUCUCAUCGGUCUCGCUGGUACUGCAAUUGCGCUCGGUGUGGACAUCGCCCCAUACAUGGAGAAGUUCGUGGAACCCCUACUCAUUUGUUUCACGGAUCCCGAGAACAGGGUGCGGUACUUCUCAGCUGAAUGUUUGUACAACAUUGCCAAAGUCUCGAAAGGAGAGAUACUAGUGUACUUCAAUCCCAUCUUUGACGCAUUAAGCAAGCUUGCAGCCGAUUCUGAGCUAUCCGUGAAGAAUGGAGCAGAAUUGCUCGAUCGUUUACUGAAGGACAUUGUGGCAGAGACUGCUUCCGUAUACAUCCCUCACUAUCCCGAGACGGAGAAGAUUCGCAGAAGGGUGGAAGAAGCGCGUGGGCUCAGCAUCCUUGUUCCGCAUCCAGACGACAUUGCUAAUGGCGAAGAUAUGAACGGAGCUCGCAAAGCAUUUUCUCUUCCGCACUUCAUUCCUCUACUGUCGGAGAGAAUAUAUGUGCUCAGUCCAUUCACGCGGAGUUAUCUCGUCUCUUGGAUUACCGUACUUGAUUCUGUCCCAGAGUUGGAACUCAUCACAUAUCUUCCGGAGUUCCUGGAUGGCCUUUUGAAGUAUUUAUCAGAUCCAACAGAGGAGGUGCGAAUAGCCACCGAAAACCUUCUUGCAGAUUUCCUCCGUGAGAUACGGGAAGUCACCAUUGUUCAAAAACGCUUUGAAGAGCAGCUGAAGGCGAAGCGGGAAGCCGCCGCUGCAGAACAAGUCCGGAAAGCAGAGAACGAAAAGGAGAAGCUCCAAGACUUCACCUUGGUCAAUUCAGAGCGCGGGGCCUUUAUCCCGGAGGGUGACCAUGCAGUGGACGAUCGCUCCGAUGUAUCUCCCGACGAAAAGCAGUCUGAACACGACGGGAGAGAUGUAGGAAACUGGAUACCAGGGCAAGGAGUCAAAAUCGACUACGCUGCAAUAGUUGAGAUAAUGAUUCAACAGCUGGAUGAUCUGCAUGAUGUCAUACAGCAGUCGACUGCUUUACGAUGGUUGUCUGAGUUUCUGGGCAUCUGCCAGGAUGUCAUGGUUCCGUUUACCCCCCGUCUUAUCCUAGCGAUCCUACCAAAUCUCUCACAUCAUGUCGGAAUGAUACAGUCUGCCGCUGUUCGAACCAACAAACUUCUCAUGAAUGUCAUACAGACCCUUCCACCUCCCUCCGACCCUCCGACACGACAGGGAACAGACAAAUCCUCAUCCGCUGCAUCACAUAUGGCGCCAAGCUCUCCUACACCGAGUGCGCCGUCCCUCGUCCCAAGUAGACAAUCGACGGCUGGAAGGGAAACCAAUCCUAGUCGAGAUAUUAGUUCACCGGAAUCACCCCCAGAAACUGCUGUACCAGUGGCGUCUGACCGUGUCUCCAUGAUCUCUGUUCAACGAGCUCGAGCCAGCACAAUACAGAUGGAUCAAAAUCGUAAUGUGAGCGAAUCGACUAUAAACGCCGCUGCACCGCAAGCCCAGAAUAGUCGCCCUGCUUCUCCUACCUCGGCUGGGAGCGUACCGCAGUUGCAGCAAUCACCGGAAGCAUCGAUCUUGCAAGAAAAGGCGGAGCACAUCGACUAUCAGUUGACGGUUAAUGCGCUUACGAUCCAGUUUCUGAGCGAGCAUGAGGAAACACGGGUGGCUGCGUUGAAGUGGCUCAUCAUGCUCCAUCAGAAAGCCCCAAAGAAGAUCCUUGCCAUGGACGACGGUACCUUUCCCGCCUUAUUGAAAACUCUCUCCGAUUCUUCAGAAGAGGUUAUCAAGCAUGAUCUGCAACUCCUCGCUCAGAUAUCGUCUAGUUCCGAAGAAUCAUAUUUUAAGUCCUUUAUGAUGAACCUUCUCGAACUGUUCAGCACAGACCGAGGCCUCUUGGAAGCCCGGGGAAGUCUGAUCAUACGACAGCUUUGCCUUAACUUGAACACAGAGCGGAUUUAUCGGACAUUCGCGGAGAUUCUGGAGAAAGAAGAGGACCUAGAGUUUGCUAGCGUCAUGGUGCAAAAGCUGAAUAUUAUCCUGAUAACUUCUCCCGAGUUAGCGGACUUUCGGAGGAGAUUGAAGAGUCUUGAGACACGCCAAGACGGUCAAGCGCUUUUUACGACGUUGUACAGAUCAUGGUGUCACAAUGCUGUCGCAGUUUUUUCGCUAUGUCUCCUUGCACAAGCAUACGAACAUGCGUCAAAUUUGUUGUAUAUAUUUGCCGACCUCGAGAUUACAGUGCAGUUGCUUGUCCAGAUAGACAAACUUGUGCAACUCAUUGAAUCUCCGGUCUUUACAUACCUCCGGCUGCAACUUUUAGAACCGGAGAAAUACCCUCAUUUAUUCAAAUGCUUGUACGGCCUAUUAAUGCUGCUGCCCCAAAGUACUGCCUUUGUAUCGCUACGAAAUCGACUGAAUGCCGUAAAUUCGGCUGGCUUCUUGCAUAUAGCGCCGAAGUCGACAGUUGGCAAUCUGUCAUCAACGCGGUCUAAAUUGGGUCGUGAAGAAAUCAAGUGGCAGGAGCUGCUCUCACAUUUCCGAGCCGUCCAGGCAAAGCACGAAAAAUCCCGUCGGCAAGCGUUGGGGACAGAUAGCACCAUACUGUCUAGCUCAUCCAGUGCUGAAAAGUUGGUGAACUCCACCCCUACUGUGGCUCCAGGCGCACCGCCGACUCGAGUACCCAUGCGGCGUAAAGUCACCGGUGGCGAGAGUACUGCACGCCCACCCUCGCGGUCAAGCGGUGCACUGUCGCCUCUGAACCCUAGAGCGCGUGGACAGAGUGGAUUAUUAGCUUCGACUCUGGCGCAGCAGCCUGUGAGUCCCACAUUCCAGGGUCAGACUCCUCAGCAGAAACCGCAGCGGAUACUCAGUCUCAGUAGAAAGUCAUGA
This is a messenger RNA of Sparassis crispa, 3051 nucleotides long. RefSeq names its product ARM repeat-containing protein. Lineage: Eukaryota; Fungi; Basidiomycota; Agaricomycetes; Polyporales; Sparassidaceae. The record is from RefSeq and is a predicted model, not a curated record. Gene Ontology annotation, cellular component: PAS complex; fungal-type vacuole membrane; endosome membrane. The transcript has 14 exons. The coding region runs from base 1 to 3051 and encodes 1016 amino acids. Gene Ontology annotation, biological process: phosphatidylinositol biosynthetic process; positive regulation of kinase activity.